AUGCAGUCGAAGCGCCUCAAAAUCAACAAGUGGCAGGUACCUUCUCUUGUCAACGCCAUUCUCUCGUCUUUUGGUUUACCGUCUCCACCUUCUGUUACUAAGCAGUUUGCCGCUCGACUUCAACUUCUGGAUGCUCCUGGUCUUCAUGUUGACUAUUGGGCUCACCAGAAAACAGAUCUGCUGGCCAGCUUGGCUGGUUACACGGCGUUUGUAUCUCGUCAUAGGCAAGUCACGUUAACUGGUGGAGUUAUCCUUUCGCCUGUGUUGCGUCUGCAUUCCUCCGAGAGAAAAGACAUUUUUUUGCAGGAAAUGUCGGAGGAAAAGCAAACGCGCGAGCAAACAGGAAAAAUAUUCGGCAGACCGCAGCCGCGUGCUACUCCGGCCGCUUCUCGUGAGAUGAAACAGAAGAACCAAGUUAUUGUUCCUCCUACUCCCCAUUUUCCAUCAAGAGUAGCGAACAAGAGGAAACUGGUAAAUACUGGAGAGCUCCCAUCGGUGUGGGAGUUCCUUUCGCCGAGGGAGAAGGACAUCAAUGGACAAGGAACAAGAAAGCAAGAGACCCUAGAGUCAAAGAACACGGUGUUUUUUGACGAAGUAGAUGAUGGAAGGAACGGAGACGCAUUAUCUGUAGACGAAGACAGGGCACAAUGUGACGUCACCUGGCAAACGCUCUACCCUCCUCCUGUCCCUCUCCACUUGGUUCCCUCUCCAAGGAAAGGACCACACAUUGUAUCAGACAAACCGUGAAAACUGAUGUCAACAAUAUCGAAUAAUUUAGACGGUGGGACAACCCUUGCGUGUUUCCUCCUUGUGUUGUUCACUGAGUCGUUCAGUAUUCGUCUUCGUGAUUCUAUUCUCUCGGCACUAAGUCUUGCGUGGCUGAAUGUGGAGAGAAGCAUGCAUAUCAUGCGUGGCUCGACUCGGGGUAUCAUGGUAAGUUUGGCUGGUGUAUCUACCUGACGCUUUGCUUAUUUCGCUCCUCCAAAAGUGUUCUAGGCAAGUGCCUUACCAAAAUACACAUUAAUACAGUUUUGGGGAGUUCAUGUUCUUCGUUGGUUUAAUUGAGACGGAG
This is a messenger RNA of Toxoplasma gondii ME49, 1072 nucleotides long. RefSeq lists its product as hypothetical. The transcript is spliced from 3 exons. Lineage: Eukaryota; Apicomplexa; Conoidasida; Eucoccidiorida; Sarcocystidae. Bases 1 to 747 code for a protein of 248 amino acids. The record is from RefSeq and is a predicted model, not a curated record.